Messenger RNA from Vidua chalybeata, 681 nucleotides. Its product is annotated as translation initiation factor IF-2-like. Bases 1 to 681 code for a protein of 226 amino acids. The transcript has 2 exons. Lineage: Eukaryota; Metazoa; Chordata; Aves; Passeriformes; Viduidae. The record is from RefSeq and is a predicted model, not a curated record.
AUGGCGGUGCCUGUGGGUGGUAGGAACCCGCCCCUGCCCCUGCCCGCCCGUCCCAGGCUCGGCGAGGUGCGGGACCGGCCACAGCGGGCCCCGCCGCCGCCGGUGCCUGCCCCGGGCCGGUCCGCGCCGGGCGGGGCGCGGGGGCAGCGGGCGCGGGGCGGCGGCGGCGGGCCCGGGGGAGCGGAUUACCGCCGGUUGCCGUGGUUACCCGCUACCUGCCGGCGGGCCCCAGCCCGGCCCGGGCGGGGGGGCUCGCCCGGCCCUGCCUCCCUCCCCGCCGCGGCAGAUGUCACCCCGCGCCGCCGCUCGGGGCUGCCCGGGCGUUCCCCGUCCCCUCCCGCAGCACCGCCCCCGUCCCGGGCCGGGCGGGGGCCGAGCGUGCCCGGGGCGGCUGCCGAGAACAAAGGUGCCGGGGCUCGGCGCUGCCAGCGCCAUGGCCGGCCCCUGGGAAGCGCUGCCCGGCCCGUGGCGCACCCGGGACAGCGCUGCCUGAAAUGGCUGUCGCCGCCCGGGGCCGGGCACGGGAGGCGACCUCGGCCCGCAGAGGCGCCUCCCGGCACUGAUCCGCGGGUGCUGGAGGUGGCCGGGGUCGGCGGGAUGGAGCAGGGACAGAGGAGGUGCAGGGGCAGCGAGGCCCAGGAGAGUGGUCCUAGGGCAGAGGGUCCCGGGGAUGACUUCUAA